This is a messenger RNA of Diorhabda carinulata, 6987 nucleotides long. RefSeq names its product putative sodium-coupled neutral amino acid transporter 11. Bases 297 to 1721 code for a protein of 474 amino acids. The transcript has 9 exons. Gene Ontology annotation, molecular function: amino acid transmembrane transporter activity. NCBI's taxonomy places the organism in Eukaryota, Metazoa, Arthropoda, Insecta, Coleoptera, Chrysomelidae. The record is from RefSeq and is a predicted model, not a curated record. Gene Ontology annotation, biological process: amino acid transmembrane transport.
AUAAUACAAAUAUUAUAGUUAAGAUAAUAAAUAGAAAAUUGUUUAUUGAACUUAAAUUUCCCCUCGUAAACUACGGUGAUUUUCUGUAGCGCAUGAUUCUGUUCGUAAUCGAUAUUAGGAAUGAGAAGAUCCAAUUUCAUUCAUAUAUUCAGCUCCGUCCUUCGUGACAUUUACUUCAUCAUUUUUCCAAAGAAAACAUGUAUCUUCUGUUUCUUCUUUCCGUACAUAUAUUUCGAAGAAUAUAGAGAAAAUUUAAUUGAAUUAUUGUUGUGUGUUUUGUGUUAGUUUUCGACAAAAUGUUAGCAACAGGGGGUAUAAAUAUGAAUGAAAAAAGUUAUAUGCUGGAGGGUGGAGGACGAAGACAUUUGUCGGAAGAUCGGGGAAGCAGUAUUGAUUCAAACGAAAAUGCUUUUGAUGAUAUGAAACAACUCAUAAGUGAUGAUGAAAAUGAUAAGACUAAUACCCUUCCAUGGGCCAGCUUUAAUUUUAUUAAUUCUAUACUAGGAAGUGGGGUUAUUGGAAUACCUUAUGCACUUCACGAAUCCGGAUUUGGUUUUGGAAUUUUGCUUUUGAUUUUCGUAGCGUUCGUUACUGACUACUCCUUAAUUUUAAUGGUGCGAAGUGGGCACAUCAGUGGAAAGUUCUCUUACCAGGGAAUAAUGGAAGCUGCAUUCGGAAGAGCUGGUUAUAUUUUUCUUGGAAUAUUACAAUUCGUUUACCCAUUUAUAGCGAUGGUUUCCUAUAACAUUGUAGUAGGUGAUACGGUAACAAAAGUGAUAGUAAGACUGACGGGAAUUGGACCAGAUUCGAUAUUUGCCAAACGAGAAGUUAUCGUGUUGAUUGCUACCAUAUUCAUCACGAUUCCUCUUUGUCUCUACAGGGAUGUAGCGAAACUGGCUAAAGUUUCAUUCUUAAGUCUCAUAUGUAUAGUUUUUAUUUUGUUUUCGAUAUUUAUGAGAAUUGGACCACUCAGCGACAUAGUGCCACAACAUCCUGAGUCAUGGAGCUUUAUCAAUAAGGAUAUUAUACCAGCAAUAGGAAUAAUGGCUUUUGCUUUUAUGUGCCAUCAUAACACAUUUUUAAUAUACAGCUCUCUAGCUGAUGCAAGUCAAAAGAAAUGGGAAAUUGUUACACAUAUUUCUAUAUUGACUAGUUUAGUUGUUGCAAUCAUGUUUGGAAUUGCUGGAUACUCAACAUUUAAAGCAUACUCUCAAGGAGACCUAUUAGAAAAUUAUUGCUGGGACGAUGAUCUGAUGAAUAUUAGUCGAUUGCUUUUUAGUAUACAAAUCCUUCUCACUUAUCCAAUUGAAUGCUUGGUGAGUCGAGAAGUUAUAGAAACGUCUUUAUUCAGCAGAGAUCCGAAUGUUCCUGUAUCAGAAAAACUUCAUUAUCUCAUCACUUUAGGGGUAGUGAUUACAACGUAUUUAAUUUCCAUCACGACUUAUUGUCUAGGAGUAGUUUUGGAACUGAACGGUGUAUUAGCAGCUGUCCCUCUGGCUUACGUCCUACCGGCAUUAUGUUAUUUACGAUUAGAAGAAGGUUUCAUAUUUUGUAGAAAAAAACUUCCUGCUCUUGGAGUCGUUUUAUUUGGAUUGGUAGUAGCAAUAAUGGGGGCAAUCUUUCUGAUUGUAGACAUAGAUCAAGUUGACACCUGCAUAGAGAGCCAAGUUAUGGAAUAUUGCAACAGAACUAUUACCAAUAUGACGUACAAUAGCACUUAAGUCUUAUAUUUUCAAUGGGAUUCGUACAUUGUAGAAGGUUAAUGUAUAAAUCCAUUGAGAUUACCAUUUGUUAUAUUGUGAGAAGAUAAUAAGUGGCAGUUAUAGUUACAAUAACUCUUCAUUAUUAUUUGAGAAACGGACGUACAUUUAUUUAUACUGCUAUUUAUUUGGGUAUGUAUCCUGAGUAGGCUGUUCAUAAUCGAAACUAAUUUUCAAUGUACUGCAGUAUAUAUUUAUGAAUCAUUUAUUGUUGAUAAACUGUUGAAAUUUCUCAUUCUUACUGUUAAUGUAAAAUCUCUUCCUUAUUGUUUUUAUAUGAUAUAGCUGAAAUAUUUUGUAUACAUUAGAUUGGUACAAUAAUCAAUAUACAUGAAAGUUUUGAUUCACUUUCUGUCUCAGAAGCUUCAAGACUGAGAUUUUUACGAUAUAUUUAAGUGACUGCCAAAUUAUAUGUAUAUCAUCGGACGUUCUCUUAUUCAUUCUAUACAAUUGAUCAUUCGUUGAGAGACACAUGUCACAAAAGAUAAAAUUUUCCCUAGACAGAACUCUUGCAUCUCAUUAUUAAUAAGUGGCUCUACCUCUAGUAUGGUUUCUAAAUUUGUCCGGUGAUAAUGCAGUAAAAAACUUUGGCGACUAUAAGGUGACAUUUGUUCAGUUUUAAACAAGUUUUUUGCAUAGAAUUACAUUUUUUUCAAAGAUGUUAGGAUAUUUAGAUAAUUCACUUUCAACUGUCAACCAUUACUGAAUUUAAACAAAAUUUGUACAUGUGAGACGGAUCUUUUAUUGAACAUAAAUACUUCUUAUAUAUCUGAUAUCACACAAAUACAUCUCCAUUUCUGAUGUUACUAGGCAGCUGUUAUUGAUACAAAUUUUUCUAAUACUUUAGUAGUCUAAAAAGACCAUCAUAUUUGACAAGGGACAUUUUUUAGUUGAAAAAUCAUGACUAGAAACCAUGAAUCUUCUUUAAUACUGAAUAAAAAUGCAGUAAAAAAGUUUCAUUUUGUUUUCACAUGGAAUGAGGUUGAUACUUGUAUGAAUGAAUGAUAGGAAACAACUUAAAAAUAAAAAUAAAUUCCAGUAUAUUGAAAUUUCUUGAUCAAAAUCUGUUCUUCUGUUUACAGGAUCUAAUAUGCAUGAUUCGGAUAAAAUAAACUUGAGAAAUAUUCAUAUCUAUUGGCGUCUAUGAGGUGACAUUUUUUUAGUUUCAAACAAGUAUUCAAUUUUAAUUUUUUACAUAAAAAACUUUUUUUUAAAGAUGUUAGGAUAUUUAGAUAAUUCACUUCCUACUACCAACCAUUACAGAAUCUAAACAAAAUUUGUCUAUUUCAAUGUGAAACGGAUCUUUUAUUAUACAUAAAGUGUAACAUCAUCUAAUAGGUUCACAUGACAUUCGAGGAAGACCCCAUUUAGGAUUUACUACUAUCAGCCAACUGAAAUACAUUUUAAAAACGGAUAAAACGAAUCACCUGUAGAAUUUUUCAAUGAAUCAUCAUUAAAAAUUAGUUUGAACGUAAUUCCUUAUUUCAAUAAAUUCUUAGACUUCUUAAGAUACAUUAAAUUAAAGAAAGCACUUGACAUCUUCUCCUAUUAACCUUUUUUUUUCAAUGGAUAGUUGGGAUAAGCUCUGUUUAUAAACAUAUUUCCAAUUUAUUUUUUCUAGUUUGUUGGAAUUGAAAACUUACAAAUAACGGAAGGUUAGGUUAGGUAUAAUAAAUAAAAUUUAGUACUUAGGAAUCAAUUCAUCUCAGAUAAUUAGUCCAACGUAUAAAAUCAAUACUAGAAACUUUGAAUGUCUCCACAGGCCGUUUGACGUGGGGAAAUUACAUGCAGUGGCACGAUGUAAUAUAUCUUGAUGAAAGACAUGCACAGUUAGAGCUUAUCGAUUCAUGCCAGAUUUCAAAAUUGCAUAUUUCUCGGCCUGAUGCCACUUACAUUUCUAAGAAAACAAAAAUCUAGUCAAAAUUGUUUCAAAAACCAACAAUUCUGCUGAAUGGUUUGAGUACUUUUGCAAAAUUAUUUUUAGGUAUAAUUGUGAGCCUAAACUAAUUUAUUUUCUUUUUUUUUCAUGGAAUUUAUUUGCGAGGUUUUUAUUAUUAUUAUUAAUUAGUUUUGGAUAGUGACAGCUAUCCUACAAUGUCAAAAAACGUGCAAUAUUCAACAUAUGCAAAUUUAUUCUUGCACAUUGGUUUGCAAGAAAUCGAACAAAUAAUUAGUAAAUACUACUAAUACUUCGAUAAAAGUGAAUAUAUGGUAACUAAUUGAUUUUAAAUACGGUUCAAAAUUUACAAUAUUCAUUACAUAUUUUACUGUAGUUAUAGGUAAGUUUUUGUUUCUCAAUUAAAAGUGAAGAUGCCCACUUGAAAUGUGUAAAUUACAUUUGUGACUUUGUCAUCUUUUGUGCUACUGAACGAAGAAUGCAUGUUUUUGUGAUGACAGGUCCCAAUGAUCGGAAUCGAUGUGCACAAAUAAUUUUUCCUUGUAAUUGCGAACUAGAAGAACGUGGUUUUAUCAAUAACACCACCCUGCAUAUAAAAAUAUUUAAUAGUGUUUUUUAUGCUGAUUCGAUACCUGCUUCUCGUUUUUCUCUAUCAUGUCCAGAUUUUCUACAAUUUCAUAUUCUAAUUUCACUGGACGUUGUUUCAUACACCAACAAUAUAAAUUUUGUUUUCAAUAUUAGUUUACGUGUACAGAGAUGUAUGAAUGAAAAUAAAUAGUUGACAAAGGAUGAAUUAUUGAUUAUUUUGAAAAAAAAUCAUGAAGGCAUUUCGAAGUAUGUGAAAUUAGAUAAGGUACUAACGUAAAAGUAUUAUAUUUUAGCUCUCCAACAUUCGUUUUUUUGAUUUCUUGCUAAUUUAUUGGGUGUCUUGACAAUUCCUCUUGUGAUUCAAGCAGUUGUCGGUCAUCAAAUUUUUCCAUUUCUUUUAUGUAUUUGUGAAACUGUAAUCUUAGGGAAAUAGUCAAGUUGGGAAUGUAGAAUCCUACUAGGUUUGUGUACUUUAAAUCUUUAUUGUUGCUUCUUCCAUUAAAAUUCGGAUUUGUUGACCCACGAAAAUUUCUGCCUUGAUUUUUUCUGAGGUUGUGCAGAGAAAUUUUUCGGGAAGUUGAGCGCCUUCUUUUGAUAAAGCGUUUACGAAUUGUUUAAUCAAUCCAAGUUUUAUGUGCAGCGGUGGUAGUUUCAAGCAGGAUAUUUCUUAUACAAGGUUUAAAAUUUUGUCGUUUAUGCCACAAUUUGUGCGUGCCUUGUUAUUUAGUAGCCUGGAAUGAAUCAUCACGAUAGAAAUUAUCCAUUUGUUAGUUAACCAGACGUAGCGGAAACAAACGAAUUGCAUUUUUGAAAUCAGCUUGCAAAAACUGCAUAAAGAAAAUCUAUUUUCAUUCCGUCAAAGAUUUUGAUGCAGGGUGGUGUAAUUACAAUUACAACCGUCACGGUUUUUAGGAAAAUUUGAUUUUAUAUUAGUCGUGGCAUACUGCCAGAAGAGUACCUAGUUGUUUUUUUUUCGAUGUUCCAUUAUAAUUUUUGAAGAUAUAUAAGUCUAUCUACUAUUUAUAAUUCAAUUAAUUGAAUAGUAAUAAAUUGUAAAUAAUAUAUUGAUGAUACAUCGAUGUCUCACUAACUGAAUUUGAAGUUAUAAUACUCAGAUAACGAUGAAAUAAUUUAAUAUUUCUUUCUCACUGGUUCAAUCAUUGAUUCUCAUUUCAGUUGCUUUGAACCUUAAUUUUCAGAGAUACGAAUACCCAUAAUUUUAAUUUGUACAUUUACAAUUGGUCCGUAAUUUCAAAUUCAGUCUCAUACAAUCGAAGCUGUUUUAAAAUGUUAGGACGGUGACUUACUAUAAUGUUAUCAAUCAAAUAUAGAGCUUAUAAUAAAUUAAAAUCAAGCAACGCAAUAUGACUAGACAGCCAAAUAUAUUUAUCAGGGAUUUACUAAUUGAAUAUAAAUUCAUAUAAAUUUAAGUAUAUAUUCUACAUGCCAAGAUAUCUAUAGAGCGUGGCUACGUUAUGAAAAAAAAUCUCUUUUACCAAGCAUUUAUUUUCUUUAUCAAAUUGUAUUCACUAAUCAUUCACUAAUUCCUUUGUAAUUAAAAUGUGUGUCUUCUAAUACCACAUUUGAAAGGACUUUUGAGAAUUAUUUUAGCAGUAUAAAAGUGGCUUUUAUAGGGAAAAUGGUUAAUUAAUUUAUUCAGAAAAUAAUUUCACAACUAUACGAACAAUAAUAACAAACUAAUCGAUAUAUAAUACUUUUCAGCUGAAUUAAAGUGCCACCCACAUUUAUUUCGACAAUAAGCACCAUAUUCUUCUUGUGUACAUAGGCAGUUUAUCGACAACAACAUUUUUUUUUAAUUUUUAUUUAUUCACAAUAAACAAAAUCUAGAAGUGUGGGAUCUGGAGAUAAUGGAGGAGUUCACCUCCCAGACCAACACUGAUUAAAGGCUGAUUCAUAAACCUGACUUUCCGUUUGCUGUUUGAUGAUCAUUCACCUUAUUGAUAAACUUGCUGCCGUUAAUCUAAAAACUUUGUUAUUCUUUUUGACGUGAGUACUACUUUGUAUUUUUCUGAUACUUUUGUGUUUCGGUAUUUAUGAACGAUUUUAUGGAAAAUAAUGAAGAGUUUUUUUAUUGGGACAAACGCAAAUGUUUGUGUUGAAAGUUACUAACUGCAGAAGGGGACGUCAAACGGCAACUGCGAAUAGUCUUAUGAAUUCUAAUGUUUCUAAUUUUGUAACAGCAAAUGUCAACGGAUGCGGCAAACGGAAAGUCAAGUUUAUGAAUCGGUCUUAACACUCGUGAAUACCGCGUGCCUAAGCAGGGGUGCACAAUCUUAUUGGUAAGUGAAAAUUAUUAUAACCUAACUAGCUGAGUCACUUGAAAUAUUGAAAUACAAUAGCUUAUUGUGUAAAAGAAUCAACAGUAUGAACUGCAGAAUAUAUUUUUUGUUUACUCCGUAAAAAUGAUAAUUGGCCAACUAUACCAUUACAGUAUUAAAAAACCAGUCAAAUUGGGUAUUACAAGACUAACAGUUCAACUCAAGAAUUUUAACAAUUAACUAUAUUCUAUUCUUAAAUUAACUGUUUAUAUUUAAAAGAUUUCUUCAACCAUUUGAGUAUAAAUUUAUUUUUUUUUCUCUCUAAUUUCUUGGGUAGGUUGUUUGACUGAAUUGUCCUGAAAAUUAUAUAGGAAUGACUACACAAUACUUAGAGAAUGGAAUAAAUGGUCACAAAUACACCAAAGAUGCAUCGACUGCUCUACACAUUUUAAAAAAAUAAAAA